Messenger RNA from Girardinichthys multiradiatus, 2707 nucleotides. RefSeq names its product F-box and leucine-rich repeat protein 13 (gene fbxl13). Lineage: Eukaryota; Metazoa; Chordata; Actinopteri; Cyprinodontiformes; Goodeidae. The transcript is spliced from 17 exons. The record is from RefSeq and is a predicted model, not a curated record. Gene Ontology annotation, molecular function: protein binding. Gene Ontology annotation, biological process: SCF-dependent proteasomal ubiquitin-dependent protein catabolic process. The coding region runs from base 366 to 2390 and encodes 674 amino acids. Gene Ontology annotation, cellular component: SCF ubiquitin ligase complex.
GCUGUCCUAAAGAAUGCACUUUCUGUUUAUUCCCUUUCUUUUCUGUUCUUGGCAAUCUGUUUGUUUACCUAAAUGCAUUUUAUUUCAGUAUUAGCAAGUGAGCAUUUUCAAGUUUUUUGUCACCGUUUCCCUUGUUGCCUGACCUGACAUGUUUAUGAUAUACCUCUGGAACAUCAAAUACAUUUGAUCAGCAAAUAUUACUUAGAUUGGACUGACUCCUGCAUAAUUAAUGCUGGGACCCCUCACAGCCUCUCUUUGGUCCUGUUCACUGAAUUAAUGAUGAGUUGUGCCUGCCGUGGUGUGACAGGGGGUGGAAGAGGUUCAUCCUGCAGAGGAAAGAAGAAGCCAUAGAGCUGGUUCUGAAGAUGGACUUGGCAAAGACACACUUUGAGAGGAAGCGCCAACGUGCUGCAUUUACCAAAUGGCUUGACUGGGUGAACUCACACAAGAGGAGAAAAGCAACUGCUAUUGUCAGACUUCACACUCUAGUGAACCCCUGCCGCCUCCAGCACAUCGUUGCUGCAUGGCGAAUCGUUGCAAAGGACUCAAAGAGGACAAAAGAGUAUUUCAAGAGGCUGGAACUAAGUGUCACCAAAUUCAACAGUAAGGAUCAGCAGACUGGAGAAAGAGUUGAUGGAGUCUCAGUGCUCCCUCUUCAUCUCUCAUUGAAGAUCUUUCAGUAUUUGGAAAUAAGGGACUGGCUAAACUGUGCCAAGGUAUGCUGUGCGUGGAAAUCUAUCGUCCAGUCAGGCACGUUGUGGAGUCAGAUUAACUUCUCAGUGGGGAAAGAGUGGAUAACAGACAGUAUAGUGCAGCAAAUUCUGCAGAGCUACCGGCCCUUUGUGACCCACCUGAACCUGCGUAGCUGCACAUCGUUAAAAUGGUCCAGCUUAAAAUAUAUCAGUGAAUGCAGAAACCUGCAGGAACUCAACAUGUCAGAGUGCUUGACUGUUUCUGAUAUGAUGGUUCAGAGCAUCACUGAGGGAUGUCUGUGUCUGCUCUACCUGAACCUUUCUUGCACACUUGUAACAAACCACUCUUUGAAAGCAAUAUUCAGGAAUUGUCUCAACCUUCAGUACCUGAGUCUGGCCCACUGCCGCAGGUUCACAGAUGAAGGAUUUCUGUACCUGACCACAGGGAAAGGCGGUCGGAAUGUCAUCCACCUCAACUUAUCUGGAUGCACUCAGAUGACAGUAAAUGGGUUUAGAUACAUUUCUGCAGGAUGCCCAUCUCUCAGAGAGAUCGUGAUCAAUGACGUGCCAACUCUGUCAGACAGCUGUGUUUUGGCCCUACUUACCAGAUGUUACUGCCUUUCCUCUGUCUCCCUGCUGGGCUGUCCUCACCUUUCAGACGUUGCUCUUAAAGCCAUGGCGGAAGCAGCCAUUCUGAAGACUUUCAGUAUAGAGAGCAACAACCAAAUAACUGAUGUCAGCUGGGAGGCUUUAUGCAGCCACUCCCAAGGUCUCUGCAGACUCCAUGCUGCAGACUGUCCCGGAAUGACCAAUGAUAGCCUCACAUAUGUGGCCAGUCUGAAAAACCUGCAAUACCUGGAUAUUUCACUCUGCAGCAGGGUGAGUGAUGCUGGAAUUAAGUGCUUGACUGAUGGCUUCUCUGCAAAUAAACUGCAUGACCUUAGCAUCAGUCAGUGCUGUCUCAUUACUGACAUCUCUGUCAGAAGAAUUGCACGGAGGUUGCGUAAACUGCACCAUCUCAAUCUGAGUUACUGUGAGUGGCUGACGGACCCGGCUAUGGAGUGGCUGAGUGGCAGCUCCAUCUGCUCUCUUGACAUGAGCGGCUGCAACAUCCAGGAUCAGGGCCUUGUUGCGCUUCAGAAAAUCCAUCUAAAGAAGAUUGUACUUGCCGAGUGUGUAAACAUAACAGAUACCGGUGUAGAGAAGCUGUGCAAGAACGUGAGAGAUCUGGAGCACGUUGAUGUUUCUCGCUGUGCAGCUUUGACUGAUGCCGCAAUCAGAGCCAUUUCAUUUUACUGCAGAGGUCUGCACACAAUGAGGAUGUCAGGGUGUCCAAAGAUGACAGAUAUGGCGGUGCUGUAUCUGACCAGUGGAUCUCAGUACCUGCGAGAACUCGACAUUAGUGGCUGCUUCCUCCUCACCGAUCGCUCUCUUCGAUACUUGAAAAAAAUUUGUCCUCCACUAACCUCCAUCAAAAUGACCUGCUGCAGCAGCAUCUCAUGGGCAGCUGCCUUAAAGCUGCAGACAUGUGUCUCUCACUGGGAGUACAGCAACCACAACCCUCCCAGCUGGUUUGACUGCAAUGCAAACAAAUUAGCAAAGGCUGAUGCUACAUGGAAUGUGGAGGAGAAGCACUCUGCAAUGACACAGAUAUCACGUACAUACUUUAAAACAGCUCAACAUUCUGUUUUAAAAUGAGGAAAACUUGAUAGAAAAGGUCUCAAACUCCAGUCCUCUAGAGCCGAUGUCCUGCCAACUCUUAAUUGCCUCCACAGCAGGCAACCAAAUACUACAUAGUCCUGCUAAAGACCUAAUUAUUUGAUUCGGGUAUGAUGAAGCAGAAGUGCACCUAAAUGCUGCAGAACAUCAGCCUUCAAGGAUUGGAGGUUCAGACACCGGGUUUUAGUCGCUCCAAUUAUUGUUUUUGGAGAUUUUCUCAUUUAUUUUCAGAAAGCUUUACUAAUUAUUUUUAACUAAUUAUAAACCAGAUUAAAAAUGAACUCUCUGCAAAACUA